AUGAAUUCUGAAGCCUCACUUAUACCAAGGAAGCGACAUGGACGACGCUACCAAUUUGAUCCACAAUCAGCAUCACCAGCGUUUCCAUUGGUGGCGGAUAGAGUGCGACAACUAGUAAAUCGUGAUAGAGAUAAUAUGCAAACAACAUAUUGCGAUUGCAGAGUAGCACGAAAAUCUUUGUUUGAAAAACUAUGUAAAGUGGAGCAAGAAUUCAUACCACCAGACUCUAAGGACGAACUUGAUACAAGGGCAGAUGCUCUAAAUGAACAACUUGCAAUUCUAAGCGAGACUAAUCAUGCGCUACAAACAAUGUUACGUGUUAUAGACGGAAAACGUCGUGGCGCUGUAAAUCAAGAAGAAAAGACAUUUACAACUGAACCAACAACCACCCAUGAAGAACAAGAUGAGGAGACAUUUGUUAGGGAUAGUCUACGUGAACAGAAGAAAUUGGCAUUCAUGUCAAAGUUGAUGAAACGAUCAAGAUCGGAAUUAGAGCGACGACGUAGAAAAACGAAAGAACAACUAGCGGCAAUACAAAAACGUGUUGAAGAGGAAAAAAUUGAGGAACAAGAAACACUAUUGGGAAGUGAUCGCAAAUUAUUGGUUACGGGAGUAUACAGAAGUCAAUUACGACUCCCUAUCAUGUAA
Babesia sp. Xinjiang is the source of this 648-nucleotide messenger RNA. RefSeq lists its product as uncharacterized. NCBI's taxonomy places the organism in Eukaryota, Apicomplexa, Aconoidasida, Piroplasmida, Babesiidae. The transcript has a single exon. The coding region runs from base 1 to 648 and encodes 215 amino acids. The record is from RefSeq and is a predicted model, not a curated record.